Molecule: messenger RNA, 534 nt
Organism: Rhodotorula toruloides NP11
Lineage: Eukaryota; Fungi; Basidiomycota; Microbotryomycetes; Sporidiobolales; Sporidiobolaceae
Exons: 2
Coding region: 1-534 (177 amino acids)
Source: RefSeq, a predicted model, not a curated record
AUGGGUCACGGCCACUCCCACGGCCACUCGCAUGGUCACUCGCACGGCGGCCAUGGCCACUCGCACGGCGAGCCCUCGCCAUACGACAGAGACUGCCAAGCUCCUGCUUCGGCCGCAAUUUGGUCGUUCAUGGCGGCGUUCGUCGGCGGGCUGUCCUCCGUCUCCCUCCCAACACACGUCGCCGGCUACUUCCUCCCACAAAUCUCGCAGACCACUUUGCUCUGGGCGACUGUCGUCGUUUCGGCGGUGUACGCAGCACUCUGCGUCUCGUCGUUCUUCCGAGUGAUGGAGGAGGCCGUGAGCGCGGGCUAUAGGGCUCCAAUCCGACAGCGUUUCGACGAGAAGAGCGAAGAAGGAAGGAGGGCGAAGGAAGUGUAUGACGAGAUCGAGCGAGAGUGGCAGGGGCGGAUGCAGACUCUGUCGCGGAUCAAUGGGGCGGCGGCCGGAAUGCUCGCACUUGUCGUCUGCCUCUCCAUCGCGCUGUUCGCGCUCGGGCUGCGCUUCUCCGUUGACGAGUGGACAAAGUGGUGGUGA